CGGCCGUGGUGCAAGGGUGCGGUCCGGGUGAGGUCGGGUCUGGCGCCCGAGCGCUCUCUCCGUCUUCGCGCUUUAAUCGACUUCUCUCCACCGACCGGUGCGUGGGGCCCGGCUCUGUGGUCAGGCGUGCAGCGGCUGCCAAGCGCGAUGAGGCGAGCGGCGCUGCGGUUUUGUACCCUGAGCAAGGGCCUGCUUGCUCCCAGCAGAGGACUGACUCAAGAACCUCAGAACCCGGAAAAUGUCUUCCACAUCCGUGAAGUUCGAGAUAAGUUGCGGGAGAUAGUAGGAGCAUCCACAAACUGGAGAGACCAUGUGAAAGCAAUGGAGGAAAGAAAACUACUUCAUAGUUUCCUGGCUAAGUCACAAAAAGGACUGCCUCCUAGGACCAUGAAAGACAGUUACAUUGAAGUUUUCUUGCCUUUGGGCAGUCAGCCUGAAUUACGAGAGAAAUAUUUGACUGUUCAAAACACUGUAAGGUUUGGCAGGAUUCUUGAGGAUCUUGACAGCCUAGGAGUUCUUAUUUGCUACAUGCACAACAAAAUUCAUUCAGCUAAGAUGUCUCCUUUAUCGAUAGUUACAGCCCUGGUGGACAAGAUUGAUAUGUGUAAGAAGAAUUUGAGCCCAGAACAGGACAUCAAGUUCAGUGGCCAUGUUAGUUGGGUUGGGAAGACAUCCAUGGAAGUGAAGAUGCAUAUGUUCCAGUUACAUGGCAAUGACUUUUCUCCUGUUUUGGAUGCGACAUUUGUAAUGGUGGCUCGUGAUUCUGAAAAUAAAGGUCCGGCCUUUGUAAAUCCACUCAUUCUUGAAAGCCCAGAGGAAGAAGAGCUCUUUCAACAGGGAGAAUUGAACAAGGGGAGAAGGGUCGCCUUCAGCUCCACGUCAUUACUGAAAAUGGCCCCCACUGCCGAGGAGAGGACAACCAUACAUGAGAUGUUUCUUAACACGCUGGAUCCAAAGACUAUAAGUUUUCGAAGUCGGGUUUUGCCUGCUAAUGCAGUGUGGAUGGAGAAUUCAAAACUCAAGAGCUUGGAUAUUUGCCACCCUCAGGAGCGGAACAUUUUCAACCGAAUCUUUGGUGGUUUCCUUAUGAGGAAAGCAUAUGAACUUGGAUGGGCUACUGCUUGUAACUUUGGUGGUUCCCGACCGUUUAUAGUUGCCGUGGAUGAUAUCAUGUUUCAGAAACCUGUUGAGGUGGGAUCAUUGCUGUUUCUUUCUGCACAGGUCUGCUUUACUCAGGGGAAUUACAUUCAAGUCAGAGUUCACAGUGAGGUGGCCUCUCUUCAGGAUAAAGAGCAUAUGACCACCAAUGUCUUUCAUUUCACGUUCAUGUCAGAAAAGGAAGUGCCCUUGGUUUUCCCUAGAACAUAUGGAGAGUCCAUGUUGUAUUUAGAUGGGCAGCGGCAUUUCAAAUCUAUGAGUGCACCAGUGACCCUGAAAAGGCACUACGUGGUCGAGCCCUAGGAAGACUGCACUUGUUGAAGACCAGCACCCCUCAGUGACACAGUGCCGGAUGAAGGCCUAAGCGAGUGUAUCGGUUUUAGUGUUUAUUCUCAUCUUUCAUGGAGAUGAAGGAUAUAUUCGGCUUUUAGGAUGGUCAGAAAAGAGGAAUGAGAAAUGGCUGGGUGGGGCAGAGGGAGAAAGAAUUAUUGAAUAAUAAAUACUUUUAAGAAUUUAAAUUGUGAAGCUGCCAUGUUGCCUCCUGUCUGUCCAGGAAAUGAGGGCAGAAUGCCUUUUUAUGUGGCUGGACACACUCUUUUUUUUACACAUAUUGCAACUAUCAGUCUGCAUGGUUUCCUGCCCAGGCAUUUGGAGGGCA
Molecule: messenger RNA, 1816 nt
Organism: Budorcas taxicolor (takin)
Lineage: Eukaryota; Metazoa; Chordata; Mammalia; Artiodactyla; Bovidae
Gene: ACOT9
Product: acyl-CoA thioesterase 9
Exons: 15
Coding region: 148-1461 (437 amino acids)
Biological process (GO): acyl-CoA metabolic process
Cellular component (GO): mitochondrion
Molecular function (GO): fatty acyl-CoA hydrolase activity
Source: RefSeq, a predicted model, not a curated record